Molecule: messenger RNA, 1266 nt
Organism: Scophthalmus maximus (turbot)
Lineage: Eukaryota; Metazoa; Chordata; Actinopteri; Pleuronectiformes; Scophthalmidae
Gene: vamp5
Product: vesicle-associated membrane protein 5
Exons: 3
Coding region: 304-594 (96 amino acids)
Biological process (GO): vesicle-mediated transport; SNARE complex assembly; vesicle fusion
Cellular component (GO): plasma membrane; SNARE complex
Molecular function (GO): SNAP receptor activity; syntaxin-1 binding
Source: RefSeq, a predicted model, not a curated record
CCCGUGGAAUACCUUGAACGCCUCAUAGAGCGCAGUCCAUUGGGCAGAAAGACGGAACCGCAGCCCGGACCGGAGGACGUGACAGAGACGAGUCCACUCGAAAAGAACACAAAAGAGGAAAAGCGUCUCAUAUAAAAAAAACAACAACGUUAUAAAGUCGCAGAACUUUGCGAGAGGGUUUUGUUUCCGGGUCUGCAAGCGCGGAGGGAGCUGGUUCACUGCGUUUGUUGACUCGAGUCGCACUUUAAAUGCAUUGGAUCCGGUGACAGCUUGGACACGGGCUCAGCGAGAGACACGGCGGACAUGGAGAAUGGGAAGAGCCGCCUUCAGCAGACCAAGGAGGAGGUGGAGGAGGUGAAGGACAUCAUGCUAGACAACUUAAACAAGGCUGAAGAGAGAUCUGGCAAACUGGGCGAACUGGAGGACAGGGCUGAUAUGCUGUUGGCAAAGAGUAAAGCUUUUGAAAAGACCUCCAACCAGGUGAAGCAACAGAAAAGAUGGGAGAACAAGAAGAUGAAAGUGGUGUUUAUUGGCAUCGGUGUGGUAACAGCAGUCAUCAUUAUCGGACUUAUAAUCUUUGCUAUUGUUGGAUAGCGUAUGAGGACAGCAGCCCCUGCUCAAAAGGAAAGUAAGAUAUUGGGACUUAGGGACAAAGCUAAAAUGGCCAGGAAAAGAGUCCAAACUCUGGGACUUUAUCAUCUUGCCUGAAAUGCUCAUUCUAAGAUAUUUCUCUGAUUAGAGAUAUUUAUGUUUUCAAUCUAUAUGGUACCACUGAUUGCUUGUUUGCUUCCUUUCUUUAUUAUAACUUUUCCAAAGUCAUGUCUCUGUGUGGCCUACAUGGGAAGGAUGUCUUGGAACACCAUCACACCAUGGAAGUCUUUUAAAGUCCAUUGUAAAACCAGUCCAUUACUCUCCCUGUAAAAACUAAUUUUAUAUUUUGAGGUUCUUAAAAAAUUUGAGCUGAAUAAAAAGUUAGCUGGCAUCAGAAUUAUGAAUUAUGACGUCAUUAGGCUGCUACUUUGUAAAAUGUUCUUGUUCAGGAUUCUUCAUGUUCCAGAACACCCUCACAGGAAAAGCUAUCAUCACUAAACCAUAGAUAGAACCCAUGUCACCUGACGAGUUAAUCAAUGAUUUGUGGAGAGACAAGCUAGAGGACAAAACAGAACAGAUGACAAUUGUUUUCGAAUGUAAAAUCUUCAGCUGUUAAAAAUCAAAUGUUCACAAAGUUGCCUGCAUCAUUAAAAUAUGUUUUUUUUUAAACCUGAA